Molecule: messenger RNA, 423 nt
Organism: Haliotis rufescens (red abalone)
Lineage: Eukaryota; Metazoa; Mollusca; Gastropoda; Lepetellida; Haliotidae
Product: acid ceramidase-like
Exons: 3
Molecular function (GO): N-acylsphingosine amidohydrolase activity
Source: RefSeq, a predicted model, not a curated record
UCUCGUGUAUUCUGGUUCCAGGGCAGUGUAAUCUCGCGCGACAAGGAUGAUGCUAUUGACGUGUGGCCGAUGGCGUCAGCCGGAGGCUGGUACGUCCUGGAGACGAACUACGACCACUGGGUGAAGCCUUUGUUUCUGGACGACCGACGGGGCCCGGCCAACCAGUGCAUGAGGGAGACUACACAGCAGGGGGUAUCUCUUCCUGCACUGUUCAAUGUCCUGUCAACGAAGCCCGUCCUUAAUAAGGGAACCGUCUACACAGCGCUGAUGCACGUGGAGAGCGGCCAUCUUGAAACCUGGAUCCGAGAGUGUGAAGACCCGUGCCCUCCAUUUUGAUGUUGAUAUAGAAAACUAUGGAUUAUAUUUGUUAAUCAAUAACAGACAUAUAUAGUGUUUAGUCAGUAAAGGUUGUUUACGAGGACA